CCAAAAUAUGGAAUUGGGCACAAAAUGGUUAGUCAGUAAUGAUUACACUUUUGCUAACUACAUUGUUCUGUUCAUAAGGCAAGCAUUAAUCAUGACGUCACUGUUGUCAUGGUGAAAAACUCCCUGAGAAAAGAACUUCCACACUUUCAAAAACUUCGCCCUCAUCAGACUGAAAAUAUCUAAUCAAAUUGCCAGCUACGACUCAGGAAACGUUUCCAUUGAAUACAUGUACCGCUAGUACCACAAUCUGAGCAGAAAAUCCUCAUUUGUGGAACAGAAGGACGUUUCUUUAAAGUGGCCUAAACCAAAUCAAUUUCUUUUAGGUCUUGGCACCUUGACCAAUGCCAGUAUUUAAGACGGACAUUAGGUUUAACCACACACACACACACAAGUAAAGUGUUAUUGACAUGUGUACGACCUACUUCCAUAGCAACAUUUCCUCGUUGCGAAAUGUACAUAACUAAGUUAAAUAUAAUUGAGCUUUUCUCAUUCUUUGGGUUGAACACUAAUCUUCUAAGUGAAGAUUGUUCGUGUAGCUUUCUGCCUUGGGGACCAUGAAUACGUGCCUUUUGAACUUCAAUAUUCCCAUGCGAACUUUGAUGAAAGGCUAAAAAGCCAACACAUACAGGGGUCGAUUUUUCACAUUAGCUGACUGACACAUCCUGGGUUUAAGACUAAAUGCAUUUUGUACGACAGUACUGGGACGGUUCUUUGAAGCAGUCCUCAAAACAUCAUUGGGUUCGCUUAUUUCAUUUUAGGUUUCUUGAUUUGUUUUCAAUGUUUAGAUGGUUGCUUCGUAACACGGGGGUAUGAAAAUCUGGCGGUUCCCAGUCUUGAACUUGAAUUGAUAAAUGGAUUAGGCGUUGCCUGUUCGAGCUGGAAUAAAAUCCUCGGUAGGGUCCCGCCGUCGGUAGAUCUCCUGGCUGCGGUGAGGGGUGGGUGUGCUGUGGAAGGGUCUCCGGCAUAGUCAAACCCGAUCGCGAACGGUAGGCAAUUAUCCAACUGAUGUAUUUUCUAUGGUUAUUCAACAUUUAAGUUUUGACCAGGCCAACUGGUCAAUCGGUAUUCAAGACGGGCAUUAUAUAGGUUUAACGUUGCACAGAAUCCAAUGGUUUGCCGUUUCCAAAAUCAUUUCCAGUUGCUUGAGUAACUGCUUUUUGGUGUAUACUAAAAGAUAUUGUGAGAAUGAUUUACAGUUCGGACACCAUUUGCUUCUGAGGAGGAAAUGUUCCCCUUCUCGUGGGCUGGCUUCCCUUGGCAGUUAUUCUCACUUAUUAGCUGAGUUCUACUACUCAUGAUAACCAAUGAUAAAGGCCUGGUCGAGGCAACAACCGUUAUGGCAUGUCAGUUACGUGGUGUGGCCGACAAAGACUUGUACAUUAAUCGCAGAUUUACUCAAAGCUACGUUUUAUGAUCCUGACAAUAUAGUGAAAUUUGUAAAAAAUUCAAACUUAGUUCGUUCUUCUUUCAUCACAAUGGUUGUCAUGACACGUGUCCUUGUCCUCACGACAGCAGAACUCGCUGCCUCACCAUGAAGAGGGCGGCUGUGUUAGCGGCUCUGGUACUCGUGUCUGCGCUGAGAGCCGCGGCCCUCUCGUGUGCGCCCUGCAGCAAGCAGGCCUGUCCCCCCAGCCCGACAUGUCGGGGGGAUGUGCUCAAGGAUCUGUGCGGCUGUUGUGACAGCAGGUGUGCAAAGAUGGAGGGGGAAGCAUGCGGAGGGCCCUGGGGAUUCAGUGGGACAUGUUCGUCCGGACUGUCGUGCGGCAGGGACCCAACUAAGUAUGCACGAAAUCGGGGAACCAACAUGUACUACGGAUACACACGUAUGGCGGUGGGAAUCUGUCAGCCUGAGGACGUGACGAGGGAGGACACGUGCACGGAGCCGAAGAAGGUGGGGCACUGCCGGGCUGCCGUUAGGCGCUUCUACUUCGACACUGCCGAGAAGAAGUGCAAGCCGUUCAUAUUCGGAGGCUGCGGAGGGAACAGGAACAACUUCCUCACCCUGCAGGACUGUGAGACGACUUGUGCUGUCGCCAGGAAUCUUUCCAAUGGUAGCAGUGAGAGCACAGCGCCAUCGCUGUCUAGUAGAAGGGGGGCCUUAGGGCAGAACUGCACCCGGCACAGCCGCUGGUCGCAGUGCGGUUCAGCCUGUCGGCCAUCUUGUGAGAACCCUUCCCCGGCAUGCACCGAGCAGUGUGUUCCCGGAUGUACUUGCGAGGCUGGACGUGUGUGGGAGAAUGAUGAGUGUGUUCCUCUCAUAGACUGUCCGGCAAACAGCUGUCAACAUGACGGAAAAACAUACCAACUCGGUGAAUCCUGGGCGGAGAAGAGUGUUCGCGGCACCGUGUGCAGCUGCUCGCAGAGCGGGACAGUCCAGUGUGACCGGGAGCAGUGCCCACGAGGAGAGGCCCAUAUUAUCGGGGAUGGAGGGAUGUGGACAUGCACAAAAACCGCAGACAUGGCGUGUCCAAAAGGCUACAAAAAGCCUCGCAAGACCAGUGGUCCGUUUCUGUGUUACCGUUUCGAGCGGAGCCGCAGCACGUACAGACGGGCAGAGGACACCUGCCGAGCUGAGGGCGCACGACUGGCCACCAUCAGGGGCAGGAGGGACCAGCUACAUCUACUGCUCGGAGUUUUCACCAAGAUUCGGCAGAGCACGUGGUUCGGCCUUAGUGACAAGGAGACGGAGAAGAAGCUGAUGUGGAGUGAUGGGGUGCCGUACAGCUCCGGGGACUACCGCCGCUGGGCCAGGCGGGUCUCCAACACUCCUGACCAGGACUGCGGCUACAUGAGCCGCCCGCACAGGUACAAGUGGCUGCUCGGGGAGUGCAGCUCUGACCACGCCUUCGUGUGUGAAUACGACCCGUUUGACACCAGUCGUAAGGGCUAAUGCUGAAUUCUAAUCACGUCAUGGUACCCAGGUGUGAGGUACUUGCUUUCGUAACAACUCAGUAAAUAUAGAAUGGUUAGUAUUUGCCAUAACUUGGGAGAACGUUUUCAACAUAAAGAAAGUUGGGCACAAAGUCUGGUACAAGAAAGGGAAAGAAAGAAAAUUUCAAGAAUCUGUACAAGCUAGUAAGCUCUGACACGUAAGCUGUGUAAAAGUGGAUUAUUGCACACAUUAAAAAGUACAAGACAC
Branchiostoma floridae (Florida lancelet) is the source of this 3139-nucleotide messenger RNA. RefSeq names its product zonadhesin-like. NCBI's taxonomy places the organism in Eukaryota, Metazoa, Chordata, Leptocardii, Amphioxiformes, Branchiostomatidae. Gene Ontology annotation, cellular component: extracellular region. The coding region runs from base 1532 to 2890 and encodes 452 amino acids. The record is from RefSeq and is a predicted model, not a curated record. The transcript has 8 exons. Gene Ontology annotation, molecular function: serine-type endopeptidase inhibitor activity.